CUGCAAUGGCCUUAUUCCUCCUCCUCGUCCUCCUCCUCUUCCCCCUCGCAUUUUCCUCCAACCCCUUAAUCUACCAUUACUGCGGCAACAAUUCAUCCACUACCUCCCCCAACCCCCUGCAAUCCAACAUAAACUUCGUCCUCUCCGACCUCAUAACCAGAACUCCUCCUUCCGGCUUCGCCAUCUCCUCCCACGGCGACGGAACCACCACCUUAUAUGGCCUCACCCGGUGCCGCGGCGACGUCCCUGCCGACGUCUGCUCAACCUGCAUCACCGAAGCAGCCAAGCAACUCCCCUCCCUCUGCCCCAACUCCACCGACGCCCGCAUAUGGUACGACUACUGCUUCCUCCGCUACGACGCCAAAAACUUUAUCGGCAAGGUGGACACGAGCAAUGGCUUAAUCUUAUACAAUGUGGAGAACGCAAAGGAUCCCGUAAGGUUUGAGGGGGCGGUGAAGGAGCUAAUGGGCGGGGUGGAGGAAGCGGCUGUAGGGAGCGAUGAGAGGUAUGGUUGGGGGACGAGGGGGUUUACGAAGAAGGUGAGCAUCAGGGGGAUGGAGCAGUGUACGAGGGAUUUAUCGGCGGGGAGUUGCAGGGAGUGUUUGGAUUCAGCGCUGGGUUUGUUUCCGGAUUAUUGCGGUUAUCAUCAAGGCUGUCAGGUGCUGUAUAGCAGCUGUGUGGUGAGGUAUGAGAUAUAUGACUUUCGGUAUAAGGGAGAUGGGAGUGGAGAUGGGAAGGGUGGAUUGGAGCAGAGGAUGAUUGCUGUGUGAUUCUUAUGGGGGAAUUGGGGCAUGCAGUAUUUGAAGAUGGUGAUGAUUGUUUAAGCUGGGAAUAAGAUUUUUAUGAUGGAUGACGAUCGGUGAGUGUGUUUUCUUGUAAGACUUCUUAGUUUGUUUUUAUGUCAGAAUUUAUGGCUAAUAAAUUGUAUUUGCGGCAGGAGAUUUAUUUGCUUGGAAGGGUAGUCAGUUUUAUUAUUAUGAUGCAGACGAUCUUGUAUCAGUAGUUGGAGAU
Molecule: messenger RNA, 1011 nt
Organism: Phalaenopsis equestris
Lineage: Eukaryota; Viridiplantae; Streptophyta; Magnoliopsida; Asparagales; Orchidaceae
Product: cysteine-rich repeat secretory protein 55-like
Exons: 1
Coding region: 6-770 (254 amino acids)
Source: RefSeq, a predicted model, not a curated record